AUGCUACGAUGUUUGAGAUGCAAAAAUAUAACCCAGAACACGAGUUUACCAGUACACUUCUACCAGGCCUACCGACGAGUCUCUGGAAAACCAACUACGUUUUUCGACCGAAAUGUAAAGUCAUCACUACCACAGAAAAUAGCAACCUACAUCAACGACAAGAUCACGUCACUGUAUGACCAUAUAAUAAAUGAACCAGUACAGGAUCUAAUAGACAGAGUACCCAAUUUGCAUAACGACCUUCGACGAGCAGCGGAUACGGAGAAUAAACUUUCCACCAUCCUUUCAUAUGACCCUACUCAAAUUGAUCCGCAACUAUAUUACCAUUUUUAUGAGCCACCAGCAAGCGCAUCUACUGAAAGAUUACUUUUGAAACGAUUGUUGUUUCAUCAGCACUAUGCCAGUUGUUGGGCAUUGUUUAUGGGCAACUCGCUUACGGAUUUAGAUGAGUUUCUAAGAAAUGUGCGACGAUAUUUAUCAGUAAUGGAGAAUGACUUUGCAAUUUUAGAUUUCGUUAUUCAGAUGCCCGAAUUGGAUGGAAGAGAUAGCUACAGGAAGUAUAUUUACAAUGCACUUUAUGAAGUGUUCGAUAUUGACGCUGAAUUUGUGCAUCAGAAAUCAAAGGAGAUUGCAAACCUCUCAUCGAUUGCAGCGGUCUAUUCAUUCGCCAAAGAUGAUUUUAUUUCGCAAACUUUAUGUCUCAAAAGAAUCAUACAAAUAAUUUAUGGCGAAGAAAAUGGAAAUGAUGCCUCUAAAUAUGAAAUAGUGAAUCAGUUACUCAAGUUUCCCCAAAUUAUUCGACGGCCGGGAUGGUUGACAUCAGUGUUCCCAAGAUUUGAAAUGCAACUGACUUUGAAUGGAAACGAUAUUCCAUUGGAGAUUGAAGUUUUUACUGGGGCAGUAGAAGAAUUGCUUACAAAAAAGCAAUUGUGUGUCAACUUGAACAAUGCGGAUGUAAUAUAUAUGUUGCAUUCACAAGUUGACACAUUUACAAUUUUUCUGGCAUAUCGAUUGGGUAGAUCACAUGAGCGUAUAUCCAAUUAUCUUAUACAGAAACUUCUCGAUGAAGAAACUAGACUUGGAGAUGAAACUUACCAAAACUCCACUACCAAUUUUCAUAAAUUUAGAGCCGCAUUUUGGCACUGUGCCCAAGACUUGGAAAGACCGUUGCUUGUCAAGUGCAUGGACUAUCUAUUACCUCUUGAAACAAACUUUACCGGAUUAUUCAGUCAUCUCAACGAAGAAGAUCAAUGCGACUUGGCAUUGUCUUACAAGAACUAUACCCCUGCACAACGAGUGAGUCUUAUUGAACAUUUUCACCGCAAUCGGCUGUUAGCAAGACAAUUGAUCAAAUCAUUGAGCGUAUCUGACGACGUGACACUAAAAGACUUGAAAAAUUUAGCACGCGCUAAUAUCACUACUCGCAAAACGCUUCUUGAAAUUCACAGAAGUGUGCUUGUUAGAGCCCAUACCAUUGACGGCGAAAUUUUGUUAAGCAUUGUAAAUAAACUAUUAGCACUGAUUUUCAAGGAACCGGGAAAUUUCCAACACCUAUACUACGAGCUCGAUAAAAAGUACAAAAAACUGUUUCACAAUUCAUUUAGGGAAUUUGCUCAAGCAAUCUCAAUAUUGCCACCUAAUAAACUUGCCCAGACCAUGGAUGUUCUCUACGAGUCCAUACAAUCUGAUAGUUUCCGUUUUGGCAAUGAUGAGUUUGCCAAAACGUACAUAUUCAAAACAAUAUCGUAUGACGUUUACAGAUUUGUUGCACGUUUAGAGAACGGCGUUUCGACCCUAUGUGACACUAUGGAGAUGCUUCAGGGUCCAAAAAUGUGGAUCAAAUACUGGUUAGUCAAAAGUUUAGUGAGAAGCGAUUAUUCUAAUGCUUUCCAAUUGCUCAAUUACUACCACGAAACACCCACUGAAUUGACUGGAUACUUUGACGCAAUAGUGACUGGUAUUAUGAGAAACAGAAUUCAAUACAGUGUUGAUGAAAAGAUUUCUAUAUUGAAUGAUUUUUUGAAAAAAGCGAAAGAAUCGGGAUUUGCUUAUAAAAUUGGUAUGAGGUCGUGUUAUGAAAUUUUCAAUGCUAUCAAAGAAGGUUCGAGGCAUGGAGAGUUAGACCCAGAAACUAUAACCUGGUUGAAUGGGUUUGGAGAGAAAAACCGUCAUAUGAGAAGUUUGAUUCAAUUCAUGGAUAAUCGAAAACCGCGCAAAAAGAGGUGA
Molecule: messenger RNA, 2226 nt
Organism: Lodderomyces elongisporus
Lineage: Eukaryota; Fungi; Ascomycota; Pichiomycetes; Serinales; Debaryomycetaceae
Exons: 1
Coding region: 1-2226 (741 amino acids)
Source: RefSeq, a predicted model, not a curated record